Molecule: messenger RNA, 1350 nt
Organism: Fusarium sp. VM40
Lineage: Eukaryota; Fungi; Ascomycota; Sordariomycetes; Hypocreales; Nectriaceae
Source: the annotation of a GenBank genome assembly
AUGGCGACAAAGACUCUAGCCACAUGGGCUCUAGCCCUCCAAUUCGGUAACCUCACCGAGCCAGUUGUCGACAUGGCCGUUAAGAGUGUCUACAACUGGGCCGGCUGCGCUAUCGGCGGGUAUGCUUUACCACCUGCCGAUAUUGCCCUAAAGGCCAUGAUACCCUUCGGAUCUGAGGGCAACUCUACCAUCUUCGGAAGUGGCAAAUACGUCGACGUUAGGACAGCAGCACUCGUCAAUGGCAUCGCUUCUCACGCCGAUGAUUAUGACGAUACUCACGUGGAUACCCCAGUUCACCCCUCUGGGCCUGUUGCGUCUGCUCUGUUCGCCAUAGCCGAGUGGUUGGGUCCCGUCACAGGCGAGGAUUUCCUCGCUGCAUUUGUCGCAGGCGUUGAAACUGAGUGUAAACUUGGCGUUGCUGUUUAUCCUGAGCACUACGAUAUCGGAUGGCAUAUUACCAGUACCACGGGAUCCAUUGGCGCUGCCGUCGCCGUCGGAAAGCUCCUGGGUCUUGAUACGAAGCAGAUGCAGAGGGCUAUUAGCAUCGCCUCUGUACAAGUCAUCGGUAUGCACGAAUCAUUCGGCACAGACACCAAGCCUUUCCAUGUUGGUGCUGCCGCACAAGCUGGUCUGACCUCAGCAAUGCUUGCUAAGCACGACUUCGGAGGUUCUCUGGAGGGACUUGAAGCUAAAAGAGGAUGGUCCCAUGUCGUCUCCACCUUUGAGAAUGUGACAGAAGAGUUUGAAACUUUCGGCAAGGUCUGGGAGGUUACCAAGAACACCUUUAAGCCCUUCCCCUGCGACCGAAUUAUCCACGCCCCCAUCGAUGGCUGGAUCCAGAUCCAUGAGCAGGCAAAAAGGAAGAACCUCGAACCCUCCAAAAUUGUUAAUGUUACUGCUCGAUGCCAUCCCAAGGUGCUGUUCCUCACAGACGACCCCAAGCCCGAAACAGGUCUCGCAAGCAAGUUCAGCGUCUACCAUGCCGCAGCAGUGGCACUCUUGUACGGAGAGGCAACUCCCAAACAGUUCACCGAUGAAGCUGCAAAGGAUAAAAAGGCCAUCGAGCUACGACAAAAGGUCCACGUCACCACUGACAAGAAGGUCGCCGACCACGAAGCAUACGUCGAUGUUGAAUGGGAGGAUGGAACCAAGCUUGAGGUUCACGUUAAGCAUGCUAUUGGUAGCUAUGAGAACCCUCUCGAUGAGAAGUUCCUUCACACCAAGUUCUUGGAGCACGUUGGGGCUCAAAUCGGAGAGGAUAGGGCGAAGAAGGCGCUUAAGGCAUUCGCUGGAAUCGCAAACUCGACUGACGUCAGCAAGAUCUCAAAAGCGUUUGAGGAGGAAGAUUAG